ACUCGGCGGGCCUCAGGGCGGCACUCUGGGCCCGCGGCCUGCGCUCUCGGGCGGGCCGGGCUCGAUCCGGGCCGGCUGCGAACGUGUCUCCCGGUGACGCAGUCGCGGGUGGAGAACGUGGUGUGGCGGCGACUGUGCGCAGGGCUGUCUCGGAGAAAACGCGGGUCUCCGCGGCGCUCGGCAAGGAACGGACGGCCUCUCGGGUACGGCCGGCGCGGGGCCUGGCGGGGCCGAGGAGGCCCGGAGGCUGCCGGGGUCGCGCCCCGUGACGCCCCCGCGCUCGCUCUCGCCGGUGCAGGCGCAGCUGCGAGCCGAGGCUCCAUGUUAGGAAGCGCCGCGCGCCCUCGUUAGCGGGAUACGGGUGCCGCGGGUAGAGCCCCGGGCUGGGCGCAGCGAAGAUGGAGGCCCCACUGAGGCCUGCCGCCGACAUCCUGAGGCGGAACCCGCAGCACGACUACGAGCUGGUGCAGAGGGUCGGCAGCGGCACCUACGGGGACGUAUACAAGGCUAGAAAUGUACAUACAGGAGAAUUAGCUGCAGUAAAAAUCAUCAAAUUGGAGCCUGGUGAUGAUUUUUCUUUGAUUCAACAAGAAAUAUUUAUGGUUAAAGAAUGUAAACAUUGCAACAUCGUAGCCUACUUUGGGAGCUAUCUCAGUAGGGAGAAACUGUGGAUUUGCAUGGAGUACUGCGGUGGCGGAUCACUUCAAGAUAUCUAUCAUGUUACUGGACCAUUAUCUGAAUUGCAAAUAGCCUAUGUCUGCAGAGAGACCUUGCAGGGUCUUGCCUAUUUGCAUACUAAAGGCAAAAUGCAUAGAGAUAUCAAAGGUGCAAAUAUCUUAUUAACAGACCAUGGUGAUGUAAAAUUAGCUGAUUUUGGUGUGGCUGCAAAAAUCACAGCUACCAUUGCGAAGAGGAAAUCCUUCAUUGGCACUCCUUACUGGAUGGCUCCAGAAGUUGCAGCAGUGGAAAAGAAUGGUGGCUACAACCAACUCUGCGACAUCUGGGCAGUCGGAAUAACAGCAAUCGAGCUCGGAGAACUUCAGCCGCCUAUGUUUGACCUUCAUCCAAUGAGGGCUCUCUUCUUAAUGUCAAAAAGUAAUUUCCAGCCUCCAAAGCUAAAGGACAAAACUAAAUGGUCAUCGACAUUCCAUAAUUUUGUCAAAAUAGCACUAACUAAAAACCCCAAGAAAAGACCAACUGCUGAAAGGCUUCUGACUCACACUUUUGUUGGGCAGUCAGGUCUGUCUCGGGCCCUCGCGGUUGAGCUGUUGGACAAGGUGAACAAUCCUGACAACCACGCUCACUACAGUGAAGGUGAUGACGAUGACUUUGAGCCCCAUGCAAUCAUUCGUCAUACCAUUAGGUCAACGAACAGGAACUCCAGAGCUGAGCGGACAGCUUCAGAAAUAAACUUUGACAAAUUACAGUUUGAACCUCCUCUGAGAAAAGAAACGGAAGCCCGGGAUGAAAUGGGACUAUCAUCAGAACCAAACUUUGUAUUACAUUGGAAUCCUUUUGUGGAUGGUGCAAAUACAGGCAGAUCAACCUCUAAGCGUGCAAUACCACCUCCACUACCUCCUAAGCCAAGGAUAAACACUUACCCUGAAGACAGCCUCCCAGAUGAAGAAAAAUCAUCAACCAUCAAACGUUGCCCUGAUCUGGAGUCUAGAGCACCUCAGGUCCUCAGAAGACAGAGUAGCCCAAGUUGUGUUCCUGUACUGGAGACAUCCUCUAUAGGAAAUGGUGAUGGUAUUUCAAAACUGAUCAGUGAAAAUACAGAGGGAUCAGCACAAGCUCCGCAGCUACCUCGAAAAAAGGACAAACGGGACUUCCCUAAACCAACCAUCAAUGGCCUUCCACCCACCCCAAAAGUGCUGAUGGGAGCAUGUUUUUCAAAAGUAUUUGAUGGCUGCCCUUUGAAAAUUAAUUGUGCAACAUCCUGGAUACACCCUGAUACAAAAGAUCAGUAUAUUAUUUUUGGAACUGAAGAUGGUAUUUACACAUUGAAUCUUAAUGAGCUACAUGAAGCAACUAUGGAACAGUUGUUUCCACGGAAGUGUACAUGGCUCUACGUCAUCAAUAAUACACUGAUGUCAUUAUCAGAAGGAAAAACCUUUCAGCUCUACUCCCACAACUUGAUUGCUUUGUUCGAGCAAGCCAAAAAGCCAGGGUUAGCCGCCCACAUCCAAACUCACAGGUUUCCCGACCGCAUUCUGCCAAGGAAAUUUGCCUUAACAACAAAGAUUCCCGAUACAAAAGGCUGCCACAAAUGCUGCAUAGUUAGAAACCCUUACACAGGACAUAAAUACCUCUGCGGAGCUUUGCAGUCUGGGAUUGUUCUGCUUCAGUGGUAUGAACCCAUGCAGAAAUUCAUGUUGAUAAAGCAUUUUGAUUUUCCUUUACCAAGUCCACUGAAUGUUUUUGAAAUGCUAGUGAUACCAGAGCAGGAGUACCCCAUGGUAUGUGUGGCUAUCAGCAAAGGCACAGAGUCAAACCAAGUAGUUCAGUUUGAGACAAUCAACUUGAAUUCUGCAUCUUCCUGGUUUACAGAAAUUGGUGCAGGCAGCCAACAGCUGGAUUCCAUUCAUGUGACGCAGUUGGAGAGAGAUACUGUUUUGGUGUGUUUAGACAAAUUUGUAAAAAUUGUAAAUCUACAAGGAAAGCUGAAGUCCAGUAAGAAGCUGGCAUCUGAGCUCAGUUUUGACUUCCGAAUUGAGUCUGUAGUGUGCCUUCAAGACAGCGUGUUGGCUUUCUGGAAACACGGGAUGCAGGGUAAAAGCUUCAAAUCAGAUGAGGUUACCCAGGAAAUUUCAGAUGAAACAAGAGUUUUCCGCCUGCUGGGAUCAGACAGGGUUGUUGUUUUGGAAAGUAGGCCAACAGAAAACCCUACAGCACACAGCAAUCUCUACAUCCUGGCUGGACAUGAAAACAGUUACUAAGCAACAGAGAUGAAUUCCAACUAACAAGAAGAUGAAUGAAUAUGUUCCAUUGAAAGCAAGAGUGUUUUAAGGGAAUUCAGUACAGACUUCAGUGUGACUUGCUUUAAUUGUUGUGGGUUUUAUAUCAAAUGAACUGUACAUUAGGAUAGAUUUCAGUAUUUUCUGUAGCUGGAAACAGCUAGUCAAUCUCUUGCCACUGUGUGGUGGUUAUAUCAAGUUUGCUUAAUAAAAGCUAUGAGACAAAUAGUCCUCUAGUUCCAAGAAACACAGUCCUUUUAAACAAACAAACAAAAAAAAAACAAUGUUUGUAACAAGGUGCCAUGGUGUUUUUAAAUAACUCAUGUGAUUAUCUUGAGAGGGAGUUUAGUGAGCAUUAUAUCAUUUUAUACCAUAUCUUACUCCUUCCUACUGAACAUAAUUUGAUAAGAAGUUAUCCAACAAGCCUUUCACUUUGACAUUGGCCGUUCUGUAUGUUUUUGUAAGAUAGAAUAUUUAAUCCUUAUUUAUUAAUCUCUUGCUGGAGUGGUGUAAUGUUUCUAACUUUUAGCAAAGGAAGGUUGCAGAGCAGCUGAAAUUUUUUAUAAUGUGUGAAAUUUUUGUUUACCUUUAUAGAGUAGUGCUUUAGGAGUUACUGGCAGUGUGUUUGGGGGUCCAGCACAUGCAGUUUCAAUUUAACAAAAUAUUUUAUGACACAGUUUCAUGCAGGGUUACCUUAAAGGGAAUUUGUUUUCAACUACAGAUGGUUGUAAGGGCUCAUGCAGAAAUACUGAUGGUGGACAAAAAGCCUUAGCAGGGAUGUGUAAUGUCUAGGUGUGACUACUGCAUUAUUGACAAGCAGUAUAACAUACCUGUGAUUUUGUUUUUUACAUUAGGGAUAAUGCAUAAGAAAUUAAUCUUCAUAUAUAUCAUGAUCCCUAAUGUUUGGGAGAAAUAUAUUUAACUGCCCAUAUUAUGUAUUUUACGUAUAUUAUGCCAAGGGGGAAACUGCAAAGUAAUUACACGUGUAAUCUUGGGGUUUUCACAUACAUAGGUAUUCAUCAUGAGUAGGUUUAAGAGGAAAAAAAAAACACUUUAAGUGAAAUUGAAAUUUCUGAUGGGAGAGUAUGGUUAAAUGAUGUUGUUUUUAUAUUUUUUAAAAAGCCAGUAUACUAAAAUCAAAAAAGGAUAGGGCUAUCUUUUAGUUUGUUUUUCUUUUACAAUUCUUAGUAUUCAGAAUUGAUGUGUUCUAUUGGUACCAGCUGUCUUAAUGCAUUUAUUAAGAACAGUUAGCAUUGAGUUAAUGAACAGAGGGCUAAUAGUAGCAAACUAUAGAAAUAGUCUGACCACAUACUUGACAGGAAAACAAUGUACCUAUCUCAUUUUUAGCAGUUUUAUAAAGAACAUGUUAUCAUCUCCACUUUCCAAGUGAGGAAUUAAAAGUUUAACAGAGUUAAGCAACUUACCUGUUACAUAUUGGUUAGUUCUUGAGCCAGACCAAGAGUCCUUCGACUCUCCUCUUUUCACUAUGCAAUAUACAAGUAAUAAAAUGUUACGCAAAUGAA
Molecule: messenger RNA, 4480 nt
Organism: Grammomys surdaster
Lineage: Eukaryota; Metazoa; Chordata; Mammalia; Rodentia; Muridae
Gene: Map4k5
Product: mitogen-activated protein kinase kinase kinase kinase 5
Exons: 32
Coding region: 399-2939 (846 amino acids)
Biological process (GO): protein phosphorylation
Molecular function (GO): MAP kinase kinase kinase kinase activity; ATP binding
Source: RefSeq, a predicted model, not a curated record